AUGUGCUCCUCAUUUGUUCCCACUUGGGGAUUACCGUCUGAAGUGGCAUGGCCUGUGGAUUAUCCGAGCCCUGCAGUUGAACCCUCUCUUUCGAGUCGAGUGGAGAAGUGCAUCUCUCCCCCGUUGAGUCCGUGUUCUGUAUGUCUCGCUCUCUAUGGCCUCUCCCCCUCUCUCUCUCUCUCUUCUGGUACUUGUGGACACUUAACGAGUGGAGCCAACUCCGAGCGAGGCUCUUCUUCAUCAUUCCGGCCUAGGGAUUACCAAAACAGGCUCAAGAGCCAACCUGAAGCGAUUGGCCGAUUGGCGUUCUACACAGCUACAAUCCUGUUCUGCAUACUUUUGGCCAGGGACACCAGCAACUCUAUCCGCGUGUACACUUCUGCGAUUGUGUGCACAUGUGACCAAGUUUUUCUGGCAACUCACAGGUUCAUCGCGCAUGUGAAGAAGAUUAGUGGACGUAAUUAA
Molecule: messenger RNA, 465 nt
Organism: Protopolystoma xenopodis
Lineage: Eukaryota; Metazoa; Platyhelminthes; Monogenea; Polystomatidea; Polystomatidae
Source: the annotation of a GenBank genome assembly